Sebastes umbrosus (honeycomb rockfish) is the source of this 5252-nucleotide messenger RNA. It is a transcript of the gene crb1, whose product is annotated as crumbs cell polarity complex component 1. Bases 163 to 4134 code for a protein of 1323 amino acids. Gene Ontology annotation, cellular component: plasma membrane; protein-containing complex. The transcript is spliced from 13 exons. The record is from RefSeq and is a predicted model, not a curated record. NCBI's taxonomy places the organism in Eukaryota, Metazoa, Chordata, Actinopteri, Perciformes, Sebastidae. Gene Ontology annotation, biological process: heterophilic cell-cell adhesion; establishment or maintenance of epithelial cell apical/basal polarity. Gene Ontology annotation, molecular function: calcium ion binding.
CUCUUGAUGGUGCUCCAUCAAGAAGAGAAGUGUGCAUCAAGUGGAUCUGGAGUUGACAACAGAUGAGUCGCAGCAGCAGCUGCAGAAGCAGCAGCAGCAGAGAGAUCCGUGUGUGACAACAAGACUUCAGCACAACGAUCAGGAUGGUUUCCUGUCACGAUUAUGGAUUUAAUUCGCUAUCAUCAUCAUUUUGAAAUACUUGCAUGCACAAUUCUCAUCUCAUCACUGGUUGUGAUAGGUGGUGCAUCUCCUGACAGGCCUCCUCCAUCAGUGGACCGGUGCUCUCCAAACCCCUGCCAAAACAGGGCGAUAUGCAGAACCCGCGGGGACGGCUACUCGUGCUACUGUGUGCCGGGGUUCCAGGGUGCUCACUGUCAGAUUGACGUGAACGAGUGUGUGUCACAGCCCUGCAGGAACGGGGCCACUUGUGUGGACAGAGUGGGCAGGUUCUCCUGUCUGUGUUCUCCGGGGUUCACCGGGGCCACUUGUGAGCUCCAGAUUGAUGAGUGUCAAUCACAACCAUGUCUCAAUGGCGGCGGUUGCCAUGACUACACCAAUGGCUUCACUUGCACCUGCCUGCCCGGUUUCCAAGGACACCGAUGCAAAAUCAACAUUGACGAGUGCCAAGAGCAGCCAUGCCAGAAUGGGGCUCUGUGUGUAGAUGCGGUGAAUGACUACAGCUGUGACUGCUCUCACACAGCCUUCACUGGCAGACGCUGUGAGACACCGCUUCCCCCAUGCCUCUCUGAACCCUGCUUCAACAGCGCCAUCUGCAAGGACAACCAGGGUAACUACAGCUGUGAAUGCUGGCCAGGGUUUGAGGGUCGUCAGUGCGACGUCGACGUCAAUGAGUGUGGCAGCAACCCGUGCAUGCAUGGAGGCCGCUGCAUUGAGAGAUCGUGGCAGGCUCUGUAUGGCAGCGAGCCUCUGCUGCCUGAACACUAUGACCAGCAGCAUGCUGCAGGCUACAUCUGCAGCUGUCCUCUAGGAACAACAGGUUCCCUCUGCCAGGAGGUGAUAAACCAGUGUGACCCCCAUCCCUGCCAGAAUGGGGGCCGGUGUGAGAGCCAUGUUGGAGGCUACACUUGCCACUGCCCCAAACAGAGUCACGAUGGCGUCCUCUAUGGAGGUGUGAACUGUGAUGUGAGGCUAGUGGGCUGUGAGGGACAUGAAUGCCAGAACCAGGGCUCUUGCUCUCCUUUCCUGUUGAACGAGACUCACGGAUACACCUGUUCCUGCUCACCUGGGCACACGGGACCCGUCUGUGAGACCCCCACCACCUUCUCCUUCGAGCGCAAAGGCUACCUGCUGCUGCAGAGCCCCCUGGUGGAUGCCGUUGUGUCCUGCAACAUCACCCUCAGCUUCAAGACCACUCUGCCCAGAGCGUUGUUGUUCCAGCGGAGCAGCAGGGGUCUGCUGCUGAGCCUGGAGCUGGACGAAGGGCGGCUUCACCUCACCCUGAGGAAGGAGGACUCCGCUGGGGCCGAAGCAGACGAAGCAGAACACCCGAGCCAAGUCCUGGAGCUUCCACACAACGUCACAGAUGGAGAGUGGCAUACUGUGGAGGCUGUGCUCAGAAACUGGAUGCUCAGUCUGACACUCUUGGAUGAUGCUGCGAAUUGUGAGGGCCAGUCGUGCCACAAGGUGGGCUCGGUCCAAAGCACCCUGGCCAUGCUGGUGUCUCCUCCUCAGGACACUUUCAUCGGAGGAGUGCUUCAGGACUCUCCACUUCCGGCGUUCAUUGGCUGCAUGCGGGAUGUGUUUGUGGACUGGCAGCUCAUCGUCCCUGAGGAGUGGCUGAGCGACUCUGCUGUCAACGUGUCCCCCGGCUGCAGCCACAGGGACCGCUGCCUGGACGUGCCUUGCCAAAACAGAGGACAGUGUGUCAACCUGUGGCAGAGCUACCAGUGCCGAUGUCCGAGGCCUUACGAGGGGCAGGACUGUGAGGAGGAGCACGUGACCGCUCGCUUCGGGAACGAGGACUCUCAGAGUUACGCAGCGUUCACCGUCACCGAAGAUCUGGGUCACAACCUCUCCAUCUCCCUCUUCCUGCGUACACGGAGACACUAUGGACUCCUCCUGGCGUUUGCCAACAGCAGCAGCAGCAGCCAGUACCUGCACAUGUGGCUGGAGGACGGCAAGAUCACAGUUCAACUGAAUGACUUCGGGAGCCUGAUGGCGGAGAGUGCGAUUGAUGACGGGGAAGUCCACUUUGUGAGCGUAGAGGUGACAGAGGGUCGUAUGGCGCUGUAUGUAGCAGCUCAGAAACAGGGCGAUGUGGAAGUCAGGACGGUCAAUGUCCAAGCAGGACAUACUGUGUAUGUGGGAGGUCUGUUGGAGAGUUGGACGACUUCAGAGUUUCGUGGAUUUUUUAAAGGCUGUAUCCAGGACCUGAGGAUCAACGACAGGAGGCUGCAGUUCUUUGGGUUGGACACCUCAGUGAGGUCUUAUCCUCUAGAGAUCCUGGAAAAUGUGACUGCUGGAUGCUCUGGGGACAAUGCCUGCGGUACGAACCCUUGUCUGAACGGUGGGGUGUGCUACUCCCUUUGGGAUGACUUCAACUGCACCUGCCCUCCCAAGACAGCAGGGCGGCGCUGUGAGGAUGUCCGGUGGUGCGAGCUGUCACCUUGCCCCACAGACUCAGAGUGCAGGAUGCUGAACCAGGGAUAUGAAUGCUACUCCAAUGCAACUUUCCUGAAUGACAGCACUGUGUUGUCCUACCGGGGAAACGGCCACAUAUCCCGCAAUCUAACCAACCUCUCCCUAAACCUACGCACACGAAAGCGUAACACGGCCAUAUUCCACGCGGAGAAGGGCUCGGCAUUCAUCACACUCUCCGUCCAGGGUGGUUUUCUCUUCCUGGAGCUUCAGAGCACUGCUAGAGAUGACAGAGAGGAGGAGGAGGAGGAGGAGGAGGAUGUGUCUACGAUCAGCCUCAGCAGCAGGACGAGUGUUAGUGAUGGCGAGUGGCACAGCGUCCACCUGUUCAUGGCGGCGCCGUGGGCACAAACCUCCCGGUGGACUCUGGUGCUGGAUGAGGAAAUAGAGGCAGCCAGCACUUCCAGGAGCCAAGGAGGCAACCUGAAUUUCCUCAGGCAGGGAGUGGACAUCUUCUUAGGAGGGCUGGCCCCUGACGUUGGGUGGUCGCUGGCUGGGUGCCUGAGCACAGUAGAGCUGGCUGGCAUCGCCCUGCCUUACUUCAGCUCCUCUGAUGUGAACCUCCCACGCCUGCAGGAGGAGCAGUUCACUCAGACGUCGCCGCAACCGGCGCUCCUCGGCUGCGGCGGGGCCCCCGUGUGUGAGCCUGACCCCUGCCUGAACGGAGGGGAGUGCCAGGACCUCUUCAACACCUACAACUGCAGCUGUGCGGCGGGCUGGGCCGGGAGACGCUGCGGCUUCUUCACCGACACCUGCGUCUCCAGUCCCUGCAUUCACGGCAACUGCAGCGUGAACGGGUUGACCUACGAGUGCACCUGUGAGUUUGGCUAUGCCGGCGUGGACUGUGACGAGGAGGUGGAUGUGUGUGAAAAUCACCUGUGUGCCAACGGAGGCACCUGCCUGCACGGGCCGGACAGGUACGCCUGCCUCUGUGCCGCGAACUACACCGGAUCCCUUUGCAAUGAACGCAUUGAAGAGCUUCCGUGGUACAUUAUUGUCAGAAAUAUACGGCCUAAGCAUACUGUUUCUGUGUGCGGCGAUGACAUCAGAAACUACACCUGCUUCAAUGGAGGCAACUGCACUGACCGAGAGCUGUCCUGCGACUGUCCGUCUGGCUUCAUCGGACACCGGUGCGAGCAGGAGGUAGACGAGUGCAAGUCCAACCCCUGUCUGAACGGUGGCUACUGCCGCAACCUCAUCAACAGAUUUGUCUGCGUGUGCGACAUGAGCUUCGCCGGAGACACGUGCCAGACAGACUUGACCUCUGAGGGUUUGACCUCUGACCUCUUACUGUCCAUCAGUCUGGUGUCCGUCGUCUUGCUGCUGGUUCUCAUCCUCACCUCCGUCAGCCUGGUGGUGGCGCUAAAUCGCCGCGCCACCCACGGCACCUACAGUCCCAGCCGGCAGGAGAAGGAGGGAUCACGCGUGGAGAUGUGGAGCAUCACCCAGCCGCCACCUAUGGAGAGACUCAUAUGAGAUAUACAGGCAGGGACUGUGUUUACAUGCAGGAUGGUAAUGAAGGAGCUGACGCUACCAGAAUAUCUGCAGCCUGCAUGUAAACACAGCACCUCCAUUUGAAAUCGCAGCUGUCUUUCUUCACACGCUGGAGGACUGUAUGAGAUCUUCUGACACCAUUUUAGUGUUAACGUAUAUCCGCAGUGCUUCAUCCAUCUUCCUGUGAUGUUUUGCACCUGGCUGCACCACCCAGCAGUACAUCCAUCAAAAUGCAAAGAUUUGAGUUCAGAACGUAUCGAGUCUGUUUGUGUCUCAUCCAUAUCUUUUAGGAUUGAUGGACCGGUGAGCACUCGAAGGACAAAUCAGAGCAGAAUUUGGGACAUAUACGAACAUUGUGUUAAAGCCUCAUCUGGAAACCAGCAGAAUGAGUCAAACGGUUCCUCACUUAAAGGAUUAGGCUGCUAUUAUUCUAUAUUUUUCUUAUUGCCAUGAAAUGACCAAAAGCAUCAAUGUGUCUGUGUGUUGAUCUGUCAUUCAAACCCCCAUUGGUUCCUACUGAAGUCGUACAUCUUUAAAGAUUAGGAACAUUUCUAUUGCUUCUGCACGGCUCUCAACAUGGCGAAGGCGAGCUGGCAGAAACAUGCAGAAACAUGCACUAAAAGCAUGCAAGGCCGGCCAGUCUAUGUCGUCAAAGCUUGGAUUACAACCAACACAGAGGGAGAGUGACUUCAUUCUCUGCUCAGGUAGACAUUACUCCUUUAUAUCUUUACAUAGACAAUAGUUGUUUGAUGCAAUAUUAAUGCUCUGGACAUCAAAUAGAGAAAAAAACAGAAGAGAAAAGUCUCUAAGAGCACUGUAGCAAACAUUACUCACACAGGAGUAUGCUGUGCAUAUGUUGGGGACUAUUUUCAGCCGCGAAUUAAUACACAUUUUGGUGCUCAAAAGAGUAUUUACUGCAGCAGGACGGUGUCUGUGGGACUGCCUCAAAAUAAACUACAGUGCCCAGAAUCCUUGUUGUGCAGGAAUAUUUGUAACGGCGUUUUUUUUUUUUGGACAACAAUGGAGCUUUAUGGCUCAAAAAGACACAACUUGUUAGUAAAAUCAAUUCAGUUUGUUUUGGUCUUUUCAUAGGAUUUGUU